UCUUUCACAUUUCUAGCGAGCGAUUUGAUCAUAGCGGGUGUAGCAAACUGUGAAAAAUUGUCGAAAAAAGGAAAAUUUGUUUUUUUUUUGUGACGUGUGAAGUAAUGGCUUCGGUGCCUUAUUGGGGUCUCACGUUGCUCCUUAUGGGACUCUUCGGCAAAGGUGACGCAGUCAAAUGUUUCGUCUGUUCCACUCAAGUAAACGAGACCGCCUGUAAGUACCCGGAAAGUUACAAUUUACCGGUGAGAAAGUGCGAUUUAACCGCCCUGGAGAAGACCAGGGAGUUCGCACGCGGUAUAGACGAAAGAUACAAUAAAAUCUUCGAAGUGGACGUGCCCACCAUCGACAAAAACAUCGACCUGGACUGUCUCAAGGUGGUCACACAGGUCGGCAAUAAGAUUUACACGUUCCGGGGCUGCCAGCUGGCCGAACAGUCAAGCCUCGACAUUUGCCAGAAAAUGCAGAAGGCUGACACCGACUACAUGAAGAAGGUUUAUUGCAGCAGGUGCGGCAAGGACCGUUGCAAUUCCGCACCAACAACCCAUAAAUACCACAUUCCCGUUGUUGUGGUGCUUCCCGUACUUUUCAAGGGUUUACUUUAAAAAUUACUUGUGUAUAGCUUUUUAUAUGUAUAGAUGCGCUUAAUAUAAAGAACAAUCAUGAUAUACUCACAUAUUAUAUAAUAGGUUGGCUUUUUUUGGUGUAUUUAUGACAUUUUUUAUACGUGCUAAAGCAGUUAGUUGUUAAUGUUAGAAAUAAACGUGUUAAUGUUAGAAACAAAAUGGCGGCAAACUGUUGAC
Molecule: messenger RNA, 800 nt
Organism: Anthonomus grandis grandis
Lineage: Eukaryota; Metazoa; Arthropoda; Insecta; Coleoptera; Curculionidae
Exons: 3
Coding region: 105-602 (165 amino acids)
Biological process (GO): regulation of synaptic transmission, cholinergic; positive regulation of voltage-gated potassium channel activity; sleep
Source: RefSeq, a predicted model, not a curated record